Parasteatoda tepidariorum (common house spider) is the source of this 2960-nucleotide messenger RNA. Its product is annotated as heparan sulfate glucosamine 3-O-sulfotransferase 1-like. Gene Ontology annotation, molecular function: [heparan sulfate]-glucosamine 3-sulfotransferase activity. The record is from RefSeq and is a predicted model, not a curated record. Lineage: Eukaryota; Metazoa; Arthropoda; Arachnida; Araneae; Theridiidae.
CUACAGGAGAAGAUGAAGGAUUCAGAAUGCAAUGGGAGGAUUUCCAAUUAAGUGUUCGGUAUAAAAAGAUUCCAAAAUAUGUGUUUUUAAAAGUCCUUGUGAUGUUUAUUAAUAAAUAAAACAAGUGAAGGAAACAUAAACGAAACGAGUGUCACUUCACAAUGUGGUCUAUUUUAUGGAAUUCUUUAAAUGUCGUUUAAUUGUUAUUACUUUUUUUAGAAACAUGUUGAAAUACACCUUCUUUGAAAAACAAAAUCAUCUGAGCGAAAGGGAAAUGUCAUUAAAUUUUAUAGAAUAAAGAUGAUAAAAUAUAAAGAGGCCAAAUGAGAAAGAAAGAUGAGGACGGAUAUGUGAAUCCAUAUUUUGAAAUGAUGCUGUGGAAUCCAUUUUGUAGAAGGAUCGAAAUUUAUUAUUUAGAUACAAGUGUAGUAACACUAUCAAAUGGUGGGUAGAAAAAAGUAUGAUCUCUAAGAGAGAGGUGCCUUGUCCACCUUACUGUUUAGCUGUUCAUACAUGGGGUCUUAUAACCCAUCUAUCAAAGGGGCGAUUGUUCAGUAUCUGCCUUCUUGCCUUAUUAACAUCAUUCUUUUUAGCUUUGCACAUAGUAUUUCUCGGAUAUCCCCGGACACCGCUCGUUUGUCUUGAUUCCGCUAGAUAUAUACCACAAGAUGUUGAGAGUAUGAGAGUUCGAUUCCCAAGGACAAAACGACGCCUUCCACAAUGCAUCAUCAUAGGCGUCAGGAAAUGUGGUACUCGAGCGCUUUUGGAAUUCCUCAAUUUGCAUCCAUCCAUCCAGAAAGCAUCGGACGAGGUGCAUUUUUUCGACGAAGAUGACAAAUACAAGUUGGGUUUAGAGUGGUACCGUCGAAGGAUGCCUUAUUCUUUCCCAGAUCAGAUAACCAUUGAAAAAAGUCCCGCUUACUUCAUCACUGAUUCAGCUCCAGCCAGAAUUCGAGCUAUGAAUGAAAGUGUGAGAUUGUUGCUGAUAGUUCGUGACCCUGUAACAAGGUUAAUAUCCGAUUAUGCUCAACUGGCAGCUAACAAAGCUAAGAAGGACAAGGCACUGGCCUCCUUUGAAGAUCUCGUUUUCAUGCCCAAUGGCCAAAUCAACACAGCAUACAAGGCGGUCCGCAUCAGCAUGUAUUCCAUCUUCUACGAAAAAUGGCACAGGCUUUUUCCUCGUCGCCAGAUCCAUAUCGUUGAUGGAGACGAUCUCAUCCGAGAUCCGUUUCCGGAGGUGCAGCGGAUCGAAGAAUUCCUCGGAAUAGCGCACAGAAUCUCGAAAGAGAAUUUUUUUUACAACAAAACAAAAGGUUUUUAUUGUGUUCGAAAUGAAACGACUGAGAAAUGCCUCAAUGAAAGUAAAGGGAGAAGACAUCCGAUAAUCUCAGAUCAAGUCAUUCAUAAACUGCGUCAGUUUUACGCUCCUUAUAAUAAAAUGUUCUUCAGAGCUGCUGGUCGAGAUUUUGGUUGGCCAGAAGAAUAAUACAUAUCAUGCUCUGUAUCUCGCUAUCAUCACAACGACUUUUUUUAAUCUCGACAAAUUAUUUUUUUAUAUCGGUGCAAAUACCCAAUGCUUCCCUAUCAAAAUAUAAUUCAUGUCUUAGUAUUUUACAUUCUAAUCAUAAUUAAGAAAAAGAGCUUUGUUUGAGGUAUCUUGAGAAGGUCCUAUGAACUACCAGUGCAUAUCUAAAUCUUACCUUAGACUACAAAUUUUGCAAAACCAAUCAAAAGUUCGUUAACUUUUCGAGCGAAUAUAUACAUAUCAAUAUAUCUUAGACCAUGGUGAUAUUACAUGACGGAAUUUAGAAAAAUAAUUAUCUUAUGCUUCCUUUACAAGCAAGAAAACUGUUCAUAUAUUGAGAAAUAAAGACUAAUGUAAGCAGAAUACUAAAGUCCGAUUUAUGUUUGAAUGGAUGUUUUCGAAGUAUUUUCCUAAUAGCAUUGCAUUAAUUCGAUAUGCCUUCAUAUAAGUUUAUUUAAAGACAUUACUCAAAAAUUUAUACUUCAGAAAGGAAAUUAAAUAGUUUCAUAAAAAUAGGUGUUUCAGAAGGUGAAUAAAUCUCUUUUGGAGAAAAUGUAACAAUAGCAUUGGUGUUUCAGAUAUCCAAUUUUUGGAGGAGACGAAAUUAAAAUAUUAAGUUAGAAAAGCUCUCACAAUUUCUCUCACGGAAGUAAAAUUCUCAUUAUUUGUUAAAUAUCAGCAAAAUAAUUAUAAUUUUUUAAUUUCUGAGGGAGUGAUUUGCUUAGUUGCGUUCAAACAAAUGAUGAUCUAUCAAACUUUAUUUUAUUUAUCUGAAAUAAUUGGAGGGACUUUUUGAAAUUUUUAAUUAUUGCGGGAAACAUAUAACCACCGUCUUUCCGUGUCAAUGAUGGCUAUGAUACAAUAAUUUUAAAAAAUGAUUCUGAUACGUGAAUUAUACAUUUUAUCGCUAUUAUCAUUUUUAUACUAAGCUUCGCUACUAAAUAUUGUACUUAAAAUUACUCGUGAGCAAAUAUUUUUUUACAAGAUAUAUUUAUCUGAAACUUUUGAUUUUUUAUCGUAUUAAGUACAAAAUAAAGAUAAGAUUUUACGUAAAUGAGCUAAUAAAUCAAUAUGUUUUAAAGACGUACUUUUCAGAUUUUAUUUCCAAAAUAACAAAAGAAAUUUGCCUUAAUCUUCCUGUUAAACAUUUACAAUCCCUGUUAAAAUUCAUAAUUCACUGCUAAUUAGCUUAGAAUGAAGUUUUUAUUCAUUUUCAUUAAACUAAUUAAAGCUCAAAACUUAAAUUUAACAAAGAUUAAAAAUCAGCAAUUAAAAUGUUUAUUUGCAUUACUAAUUGCACAUAAGUUUAAUCUUGAAAUUUAAAAAUACAAAAUAAAACGCAUUACAAAAAUUGUGUUCUGAAAAAGCAAAAGUGCUAAAACUAAUGGAUUAAAAAAAUAAUUUUAAUUAAGCACCAAUUUUUGUGACCUUUAGU